CCCAGCAAGACAAAACAUUGAUAAAAUAUUUAAAAAUGAUAAGAAAAUAGAAAUAAAAAAUUUUCAUUGAUCUUCCACUUUCUCUGACCUGAGGCUGAGUAAUUUUUUUUAAUAAAUAAAAAUGGGAGACAACAGCUCGAGUACCUCUUGUGACGAUAAAUCCGACUUCAAUGAGAACCCUACGCGAGACGCUUUGGCUGAUGGUUUGAUGUCAUUUCUCAAACCUAGAGUGGAUAAUUUAUACAAAGUAGUCGAUACUGCAAAAGAAUCUCAGCUUAAUUUAGCAUCGCAACUGGAAUCUACAUUGAAAGAUUUAGAUCAAAUUUUUCAAGGGGAAGAUAAUAACGUACAGUUGCAAAAAUCUGCCGAAACAAUCGCAGAGAUGAGACACCAAAUUACAGUAAUCGAUAAUGUGCUACAAUCUGCUUCUAGUCGAUUGGAUAACGUCGUUGGUAAAAUGCAAGCUCUACAGAAGUCGAGGAAACCGCAUUUCGAUAAUUUCACUGGCUCGGAAAAAAAUUGAUAUGGAGGUCAAUUCGAUUGGAAACUCGCGCGUCAUUAUUCAUGAUAUUGUGAUAAUUCGUAAUUUAAUUUAAUACCUACUCCUUUUGUAUUUAUUUUAUUGUAACUUGUACAUAUCGUAUUCCAAUACAUACUUAAACUUUUUAAAAUA
Molecule: messenger RNA, 673 nt
Organism: Planococcus citri (citrus mealybug)
Lineage: Eukaryota; Metazoa; Arthropoda; Insecta; Hemiptera; Pseudococcidae
Exons: 3
Coding region: 122-523 (133 amino acids)
Biological process (GO): regulation of synaptic vesicle exocytosis; intracellular protein transport; lysosome localization
Cellular component (GO): BORC complex; synaptic vesicle; BLOC-1 complex
Molecular function (GO): SNARE binding
Source: RefSeq, a predicted model, not a curated record